This is a messenger RNA of Lichtheimia ornata, 1077 nucleotides long. RefSeq lists its product as uncharacterized. The coding region runs from base 1 to 1077 and encodes 358 amino acids. The record is from RefSeq and is a predicted model, not a curated record. The transcript has 2 exons. Lineage: Eukaryota; Fungi; Mucoromycota; Mucoromycetes; Mucorales; Lichtheimiaceae.
AUGGGCUUGACCGAAUUCGAUGGCUAUUUUGUUAUCCAUCCAACCUUGCCACCAGAGUUAGCCGAAGCAGUAAAUAGUCUUUGUGCCUUCCGAAACAACGCCUAUGGAGAUGGUGAUUUGAACAGCUUUGAUUCUGUGGUGCAUCAUUUGCAUGGAAGACCCUCAGAGCGAACAUGGGCCAUGUACAAAUCUAAAAAGGAUGGGACGUCAAAAACACCUUCGGUAUGGUGCCAUUGGAAAUUAUCCAACCAACGUGUGUCACCACGCAGUCAUGCACAGCGAACAAUACUCGAGUGGGAUCGAGAGGAGCGAUUCAAUGAUUACAUGUAUUGGGCUCAAUACGUCGUUGACUUCAUCACGUUGUUGGCUGAGAAGCAGUACGGGAUCAAAAUCAGUGGCUUUACUGGCAAGAUGACUUGGGAAGGCGUUUAUGAUGAUGAAGAUCAAGGGAUGCUGUGUGUGGUUCCACGUCAAGAGCUGGAGACAACAGGUUUUUACCCGGAUGACUUUUUACCAUUGGCAACUCCUGCUAGCAGCUUGCACCAUCAUGCGUGGUGUGAUGAUCAACUUGAAGCGGCCCCACCUCCCAAAGGCAAACCAUUCUUAUCUCGUUUUGCUGUUCAAGCUCACGUGCAACCGGCUCAAGCCAUGGAAUUGGCACGUCGUGCAGAUAUGGAGCUCGACCAAGGUGUGAGUCGAGGUGGCUAUGUCCUUUGUCUCGAUGCUUUGCCUACCAAAAAAGACACCGUAGUCUUUCACCUUCAUCAUGAAAAGUCCCAUGUCAUCUAUUGUUCUCAAGACCCACUGCUUUAUGACACGCAAAAAGCACUUGCAGAUCCGAUGUAUUUGGAAAAAUUGGCCAUUGUCGAUCGUAACCCAGCAACAAAAGAUGAAUUGUCAACCCCACCAGUGUCUCCUGAUUCACCUGUCACUCAAGCAGAGACAACAAGUCGUUGCUGUGUCGUAUGCAAAAAACGUUUUUGUGGGCCUGCUGGGCGUUUAGCAGCUUAUUGUUGGCCCCAUGGAUAUGCUGAUUCCUAUGCUCUUGCCAUCUACUGCACUCAAUGUACUCAAUAG